Molecule: messenger RNA, 1970 nt
Organism: Opisthocomus hoazin
Lineage: Eukaryota; Metazoa; Chordata; Aves; Opisthocomiformes; Opisthocomidae
Gene: SLC15A4
Product: solute carrier family 15 member 4
Biological process (GO): transmembrane transport; oligopeptide transport
Cellular component (GO): membrane
Molecular function (GO): transmembrane transporter activity
Source: RefSeq, a predicted model, not a curated record
UGCGCCGCCGUGCUGCUGGCCGAGCUGCUGGAGCGAGUGGCCUUCUACAGCAUCACCUCCAAUCUGGUGCUGUUCCUCAACGGGCCUCCCUACAGCUGGGAGGGUGCCCAGGCCAGCCAGGCCCUGCUGCUCUUCAUGGGCAUCACCUACCUGGUGUCGCCUUUCGGCGGCUGGCUGGCUGACGCCCUCCUGGGCAAGUUUGGCACCAUCCUUCUCAGCAUGGCGCUCUACCUGCUGGGCAUGCUGGCCUUCCCCGUCAUCGCUGCGCCGCACACCCGCCAGGGCCUCUGCGGGGACAUGCCCUUGUUCCCCAUAGAGAACUGCUCCUCUCCGGCAGCCAACGCCACCCUGGCACCUUGCUCCCAGGCGGGAGCCACCCGCUACUGUGCCACCGCCACCUUCAUCGGACUGGUCCUCGUGGGGCUGGGCGUCGGGUCAGUCAAGGCCAACAUCACCCCUUUUGGGGCGGACCAGGUCAAAGAUCGGGGUCCAGAAGCCACAAGAAGAUUUUUUAAUUGGUUUUAUUGGAGCAUUAAUUUGGGAGCUAUUCUCUCUCUGGGAGGAAUUGCAUAUAUUCAACAGAAUGUGAGCUUUGUUAUUGGAUAUAGUAUCCCAACAGUUUGCAUUGGGAUUUCAUUCAUGGUUUUCUUAUGUGGUCAGAGUUUCUUCAUCACAAAACCACCUGAUGGUAGUGCCUUCACAGACAUGUUUAAAAUUCUCGCAUAUUCUUGUUGCUCAAGAAAGAGGCAUGUGGACCGUUCAACUAAUAGCGAAGGCCAGGGAGUACUUCAGCAACCUCGCAAACAAAGCCUCUUUGAGAUGGCCAAGCUGUCUCGUGGGGGCCCAUUCAGUGAAGAUAAAGUAGAAGAUGUGAAAGCUCUCGUCAAGAUUAUCCCUGUCUUUUUGGCUUUAAUACCUUACUGGACAGUGUACUUUCAAAUGCAGACAACAUAUGUAUUGCAAAGUCUCCAUCUGAAAAUUCCUGAAAUACCAAAUGACACCAAUUCUAUUCAUACGUUUCCUGCAGCCUGGUUGACUAUGUUCGAUGCAGUGCUUAUUCUGAUCUUAAUACCCUUAAAAGAUAAACUGGUGGACCCCAUUUUAAAGAGGAACGGCUUGCUCCCAUCCUCACUGAAGAGGAUUGCAGUUGGAAUGUUCUUUGUAAUGUGUUCUGCGUUUGCUGCAGGAAUUCUGGAAAGCAACAGACUGAAAAUUGUAAAGGUUAAAACAAUUAAUCAGACAAUUGGAAAUGUUACAUACUAUGCUGCAGAUUUGCCAAUAUGGUGGCAGAUUCCUCAAUAUGUGCUGAUUGGAUUCAGUGAAAUAUUUGCAAGUAUAGCAGGCCUAGAAUUUGCAUAUUCAGCUGCUCCCAAAUCCAUGCAGAGUGCUAUUAUGGGGCUGUUUUUUUUCUUUUCGGGGAUUGGAUCAUUUGUUGGCUCUGGAUUGUUGGCACUGGUGUCUAUUAAAGAAAUUGGCUGGAUGAGUAAUCACACAGAUCUUGGUAAUAUUAAUGGCUGCCAAUUAAACUAUUAUUUUUUUUUGCUGGCUGCUAUCCAAGGAGCAACCCUCUUGCUUUUCCUUAUUGUUUCUGUGAAAUACGAUCAUCAAAAAUCGAAGGUUAAUGAAGUGGCUGCCAAUGGAAGAAUCUGAUAUCUGUUAAAAAGCAGACUUUAUUACAGCAGCACACAAAGAAAUGGCAGCGCACCUUCAGUCUACGAGAUCUGAUGUUUGCUCCAGUGAGACUCUUACUAGACUUGCAUGUUACAAGGGUUCUUGCCCCUGCCCCCUCUCGUGUAACGUAGGUAAGUGCCUUAUGCUGGUGGGGCUCUUUUCUUGCACUACGUCCUGGCGGAGGACAAACACAAAUCUUGGAAGUGUAGUAACUCUAGGCAUUCAAGUUACUCUCUGUUAAAUCGUGAGAUGUUUACUUAACUCUUGAAAGUUGGGACACUUAUAUGUGGAAAAUGAGU